This is a messenger RNA of Drosophila novamexicana, 4058 nucleotides long. It is a transcript of the gene stl, whose product is annotated as A disintegrin and metalloproteinase with thrombospondin motifs 16. The record is from RefSeq and is a predicted model, not a curated record. Gene Ontology annotation, biological process: proteolysis; extracellular matrix organization. Gene Ontology annotation, molecular function: metalloendopeptidase activity. Gene Ontology annotation, cellular component: extracellular matrix. Lineage: Eukaryota; Metazoa; Arthropoda; Insecta; Diptera; Drosophilidae. Bases 373 to 3861 code for a protein of 1162 amino acids. The transcript has 12 exons.
CGUUCGAGUUUGAAAUUCUGUUAAACUCUCCGGUUCUUGUAGUUGUUCCCAACUAAAUAUAAAAUAGUUUGUUAAAUCGAUUGAGCUGACUUCCAACGGAAACGAAAAUGUAACACAAGUUAAAAUUAUGACGCAAAUACGCAAGUCAAAUUAGCUUGCGCAGCAGAAUCAAAAGGCAAUCACCACAAAGCAAAAACAACACAACAUUUAUUUUGCAACCAAUGCAAUUUGUUCGCGUGGUAGCUGCAACAACAACAACAACAACAGCAAGUCCCAUCGCUUGAGCAACAACAACAAUAGCAACUAAUGUAAAUAGUAUUACAAGGCGCCACACAAAUCGCUUAAUUGUUGUCAACUUGAAAAAGCGUCGUUAUGUCUGCGAGUGCGGCCCAUCAGCGUCGGCGUUAUCGUCAUCGUUAUCGUUAUCGUCAUCGCUUGUGCCUAAUUGUCUUAGCCGCCCUCUGGCUGGACACACUGGCCACUGCUGUCGCUGGCGCUGCUAACGGCGACGUCGACGCCGACGCCAACGCCAAUGCCGUGCAUAUUGAGCUGCGACGCAGGCGCAGCGUCAGUCUGAAUGGCAUUGAGCUGGACGAGAACGCGCUGCUCCAGCAGCUGGCGGGCCACGAGCGUGCGCUGAUCUUUGGCACGGCAGCAGCGCCCGAAUUCAAAUUGGUUCAGCUGGAGCGGCGCAGCGCGCAGCGGGAGCAUCAGCGCUGGCGUCGCGGCGCGGCACAAGCCGGCACUGUGGAAGCCGAACUGAAGCUGGAGCAGACGCCUCAACUGUUUGACGAUAAUUUCAUCUUCAUACGACGCAACGCGAACAGCAGCCAAUUUGUGGAGCAUUCGCCGCAGCUGCUGCAACGUCUGGAGCGCUGCUUCUAUCGCAGUCCAUGGGCGGCCCUCGACCUGUGCGAUGCGCAGAGUGUGCGCGGCGUCUUCCAGCAAAAUGCCAGCAAUUUUGUCAUUCAACCGCUGCCGGCACGCUUUGGGGCGGCGGCCCAUGUGCUCUACCAGGCGCGCUUAGAUAAGAGCAACAACAGCGGCAGUGGGAGUGGGAGUGGGAGUGGGGGGAGCGGGAGCGGGAGUCGGAUAACACCGUUAGACAGUCAGCUGCAGUUUGAGCCCGAUGCAGACGAAUUCAACGAACCGCAUCAGGAGCAGCAGCAGCAGCAGCAACAACAGCAGCGCCAACAGCUGCAUCGCAAAUUGCAAUCGCAGUUGCGGCUGCGCUAUCAGCCGCGUCAUCAUCAUCAUCAUAGUCAUCAUCAUGGCACUGGCAUUGCCGGCGGCUCCGGCACGCCGCGUCGUCGGCGGCACAUUGGCGGCCCGCCGCGGCGCUGGCCGGUGCCACACGAGCUGCACAUUGAGACGGCGAUAUUCGUGGACAGCGAUCUGUAUCGGCACAUGAGCAAGAACUAUCCCAAGGAUACGGAGAGUCAGCUGAUACGCUUCGUGCUGGCCAUGAUCAAUGGCGUGCAGCUGCUGUAUCAUCAUCCGACGCUGGGCAGGCGCAUCAAUUUUGUGCUCAAGCGUCUGGAGAUCUUCCGCAAGGAUCCGCCCGAGCUGCGUCGCUCCAGCGACAUUGACAACUAUCUGAGCAACUUUUGCCUGUGGCAGAAGAGUCUGAAUCCCGCCUCGGAUGCUGACAGCUUGCACUACGAUCAUGCUGUCAUCCUCACUGGACUGGAUCUCUAUGUGACGGGCAAGAAUGGCAAGGUUACCAGUCAAGUGGUGGGUCUGGCGCCCGUUGCCGGCAUGUGCACACCCACCUCCUCCUGCACCAUCAACGAGGGCAAGCACUUUGAGAGCGUUUUCGUGGUCGCCCAUGAAAUCGGACACAAUUUGGGCAUGCGACACGAUUCCAAGGAAAACAGCUGCGAUCCCAGUCUGCACAUAAUGUCGCCCACCUUGGGCAGCGGCAAGAUUACCUGGUCCAAGUGCUCUCGCACCUAUCUAGAGGAAUUUCUAGCUCAACCACAGGCUGAAUGCCUGUUCGAUCGUGGACAGUUCAAGGCGCAUCUGGAUCACUCGGCGGAGGGCAUGUUGCCCGGUGAACGCUUCGAUGCCAAUCAGCAGUGCAUGCUCAAGUUUGGACACAGCUCGGUGCAUGCGAGCAGUCAGAGCAAGUCGGAGGUUUGCCACGAUUUGCACUGCCAGCGCGAACGGCUCACAUGGACCUCGCAUCCGGCGCUGGAGGGCACCGAGUGCGGCGAUAGCAUGUGGUGUCGCGGUGGCUACUGCGUGCUGCGUCCCACGCAGGAGGCGGCCAUCAGCUCGCUGAAGCAGCUCAGCGGCCUGUCCAAGCCCAGCUAUGAGAAGCACAGCGCCGCCAGCUUCGCUGAGUCCAGCAAAAUGGGCCAGCUGCUGCAGGAGUACAAGAGCAGUGGCAACGAGCUGCCCGGCACCAGCACCUGGAGCGACUGGGGCGAGGCCAGCGGCUGUGACUCCGGCUGCCUGUACGGACCCUCACUGCGUUUGCGUCAGGGCAGCACCGGGUUGCGCAUAUACAGCCGCAGCUGUCUCAACUAUCGCCAGCGUUGCAUGGGUCGGGAUCGCAAGUUCGAGACGUGCAUAGCCAAACAGUGUUACACUGUGCCCGUCCAGACUAUUGCUGACUUUGCCACGCAUGUGUGCAAGCAGGCCCGCAAGUCCGACAACGAGCUAACCGGCGAGGGGCAGCAGCUCAGCGCCUCCAUUGAGGAUUCGUGCAAGGUGUUCUGUCGCACCAAGAGCAAUGGCACCAAGUCGCGCCGUUGGACCUUUCCGGAUGGCACCACCUGCCGCGCCAAGCAUCAUGCCUCGGAUGACAUUGCCUACUGCAUUGCCGGGCGCUGCGAGCAGUUCUCCUGCGACAAUGCGACCAGCAACUUCUUCAAAAUUGACAACACCUUCUGCGCGUAUCGCACACCAAGCCCGCAGCGAGACUCCACGGAGCUGGAGAGCAAGCAGCAGCCUAGCUAUCAGAAUAACGUCAGCUACAAGCGCUACGCGGAUGCUCAAAGCCACAGGAAUCGCUAUGAGAAUGAGGUGGCCGUGCGCAGCUUCCAGGGCCAGGACAAUCAUUUAACGCAGCAGCAAGAGCCGCAGCCGUACAAACGGAAAGCUCCCGCCAAUGAUUACAAAUACAAUUACAAUGUCCAGGAUCCGUUUGGUAAGUCGGCGCCGCCGCCGGCCUCCGCCUCGCUGAUAGCCGAAUCGGAGCUGUCGUCCGACUGGCAGGUGAAGUCGGGCUGUCACUCCAAUUGCAUGACAGAGUCAAAGGGGGUCCAGGUGGUCAGGUCACGGCAAACGGGUGAGCACAAUAUACAGUUAUGCACGCACAAGGUGAAGCCCUGCGAACGGCUGCAAACCCCAGCCGAAUAUGCGGAGCAAACGUGCGCCAGGUACAAGCUGAAGGUGCGCGGCUUGUCCGGCCAUGGUGCACAGAUCUCGGCGAGCAUCGAUGAACCGGAUCGCAGCUGUCGCGUCGGCUGUCAGGACGAGUACAUCAAGUAUCGCUAUUACCUGGUGAACGGCAACCACGGACACUUUCCUAUCGGCACGCGCUGCUCCCAGGUGGGCAGGCGCUACUGUGUGCAUGGCAAGUGUCUGGAGUUCGGUGCGGACAAUCUGCCGCUGCAGCAGUCCCACAUCAGCCUGGCGCUCUUCCGCAGCAAACGUGAGGCGACGCCACGCCAGAAGCGCAGCUUCCUCUACUACGAUCCGGUGAACAUUACCGAAACGAUUACCCAGGACUUUCUCAAUAGCAUUGUGAGCAGUAUUAUUGACUUCGAACGGCAACAUUUGGACGUUGCCUACGACAACAUCGAAUUAUCCAAUCCUAUACACGUCUCUGCGGACGAACUGAGCAACAAAUAAAUAUAAGUCUUUACUUUUUUAUAUAUAUGUAUGCAUAUGAGUAUUUUAUGUAGUUUAUGUAGCUUAUGUGGCUGCCGUUCUGCUCAGACUGCCGCACCCGCCCAGGGUCCUCAAUUACAACCCUAUUGUUUUAAGUCUAGUUGUAAAUCUUAAGCUGCAAAUUGUACGAAUAUUAGCUGAAAUAAACAUGUGUGGAU